AACAGCACGUCCACCCGGCCCGUCUCUGCAUCAGCCUGCAUAGCAUUUCAGGCGAUCAGCAGGAGCUCAUUUGGACGAGAAGUCUCCGGUCAGCCAAUUUCAUUGGGCAUCUUUAUCUUUCCGUGUCUCAUCCUCCUCACAUUUUCCCACCCGCAAUGGGUGCACCCACAACACCGGAGGGGCUUCCUUUGGACGACCGCUCCAAUGCGCUCAAGAUACCCAUCAUCACCUUGAUCAUCUUCAGCUCGAUAUUCGUUCUACUCCGCUUGGGCAUCAAUUGGAAGAACAGAAAUUACUUCCUACUAACCGAUCAUCUCCUAUGGACGGGACAAGUCAUAGCUGUCGCAGGCGCAGCUUGCUGCUACAAGAUGGCUGAAGUCGGGGGCGGCAGGCAUGUUUGGGACCCGAUAUUGACUCCUCAAAACAUGGAGAAAUACCUCUACUUCCUCUGGCUGGGCCAGCUUCUUAACCUAUACGGCAUGGCCUUGAUCAAACUGAGUGUUUGCGCCUACAUCUUCAUGUUGGACUUUUCGCGAACCUUCAGGAUUAUCAUAUGGGCUUCCGUUGUGAUCCAUGUCGGUGUCAACGUCGUCUUCCCUACCGUUAUUCUGUUCGGCGAAUGUACCCCAUACACCAAGCAUUGGGACGUCUCCGGAAUGAAACCUGGCUCUUGCUGGGACGCGAAGCCGCGCGUCAUCUCUGGAUACUCAGGUGCUGCGGUCAACAUAGCGACCGACCUCCUCUACACCAUGGCGCCGCUUAUCUACAUUGCGAGGGUGCAACUUCCAAAGCGGACCAUUUGGGGCGUUCGCGCAGUGUUCCUAUGCGGUCUUAUUACAACCACCAUAUCCGCACUGAAACUCUACGAGAUGAAGUCUUUAAACGAAUCGCCAGAUCCAACCUACUCGUCCGUCAACCUAAGCGUUUUCGCAAUCGCUGAAGUCUUCGUUGGCGCGUUCACUGCCUCGCUCCCGCCGCUACGCAAGACAUUUGAGAACGGUCUCCGCAAAGUGCUCCCAACCAGUAUCACAGGAGGAUCAGGCAAGGGAUCAAGACAAAGCUAUGCGCUCCAAGUUUCAGGGCCACAGGUCAGCGGAAAGUCGUCGAAGCCGAAGCACGAGACGGAUGACGACAGUGAGCUCGGUAUACUGCCGGAUGAGGCGAGCCAUGAGAGGAAAGGCUCCGAUCACGCGAUCAUGAAGACUACACAUAUCCCUGUCUCACAUCUAGCCGAGCCGUCGAAACCAUAUCGUCGCGAUCUCCAAUUUCGUGGCUUCGCCGAGGGACUGACGUACCUCAGCAGCGACGGCCAAGCCCAGUGUCAUUAUUUCGGAGGCGUCCCGUAUGCCCUCCCACCUGUCGGCCCCUUUCGCUUCCAAAAGCCACGGUCACUACCACCAUGCUACCGCUACGGGACAAAAGCGAACCCUGGACGAUACACGGGCGGCUGUGGAUUAUGUCCGCAGCCAGGUUCCAGCACGGAAACCCUUGACGAGCCUGCAUGGGACGAAGAUUGUUUGCAAACCAACAUUUGGAUUCCAGCUGGGCCAUUGCCAGCGGAAGGUUGGCCGGUGCUAUUCUGGAUUCACGGCGGGUUCCUGCAAUGGGGUAGCCCGAACGGACUCGACCUCCGUGCGCUACUCAGCGAAUCCCCCAUCCAAUGCGUCGUGGUCGCUCCCGCGUACCGCCUAAACGUAUUCGGAUUCCUCGCGUGCCAGGGGAUUAUCGACUCAUGUGGUGAUUUUGGCGUCAAUCUUGGCUUCUGGGAUCAGCGCAUGGCUUUGCAAUGGACGUAUGAGAAUGUUAGCUAUUUUGGCGGGAACGCCUCGAACAUCACUGUCGGCGGAUACUCGGCUGGUUCGCACUCGGUGUUCCAUCAGCUGUCGUACGAUCUCGGUUGCCCCGAUGAGAAGGCGAUCGUAAAGAGGGCGUUGAUGCUGUCGAAUGGGCCAGGCAUGCAACCGAAGAGUUUGGGCGAGGCGCAGCAUCAGUUCGACGAGCUAUUGGAGGCGUUGGCUAUCGACUCGGCGGCAUCGCCAGCUGAGAAGUUGGCACAACUCCGUUCGUUGUCUCCGCGAGCGAUUGUGGAAGCGAGCAAUGGGAUCAAGCUCCAUCAGUUUCGCGCGGUCACCGACGGGUCAUUUGUACGGCAUGGUCUUCUCGAAGAGCUAUCGAAUGGUAUCUACGCCCAGCGCAUGAAACGGCGCAACGUCAAGCUCAUCAUUGGCGAAUGCAGCGACGAGCAUCAUGUCUACGGUCUUUGGCGACCACCUAGGCCGGGCUUCGACAAUAUGCUGUACCGCCUUGAAGCUGACUACCCUCGCGAAGCAUGCAAGGUGUUGAUGUCGCACUACUUCCCCAAUCGCAACCUGCCGUCGAAGUACUCGAGCUGGCAAGCAGCUUUCGGUCAUAUCUACGCUGAUGUUCAGAUACACGCACUGCGUCGCGGAAUGGUAAAUGCUUUAGCGAGGCAUGGUGCAGGAGAUCUCAUCCAUAGAUACCGCAUCGAAUGGCGUGCGCAGUGUGUUGACAAGGAGUUGCCCAAACACUUUGGUGCAAGUCACGGCUCUGACAUGGCGAUAUGGUUUUGGGGUAAUGGAAGCGAUCUGACUGAAGAGGAGAAGAGUAUUGCGUUGAAAGUAUUUCACGAUCCGUUGAGCAGGUUCUUGAAGAGCGAGGAGAUGAAUUGGGGUACGCAGCAUGCGAUGCAGUUGAGAACACUAAAGAACGAUGGGAAUGUCGCCAUCGAAGAAGACACUCGACUAGAUGAAGGCUUGAAACUGUGGAAUGCGCUGAAGACGGUUGGCGCUACUGGUGACCCAAAGGACACUGCAAAGCUAUAAUGGCAAAGUCUUGUCAAGUUGUGAAGAGAAAAGAAAGCUCUCUACAAUCUUCAAAAGGCGCGGCAAACCUACACGUUGCUCUAUUACCGGAUUAGGAAAGUUUAGCACAAAUGUAGAUUACAGCUAGGUGUCUUCAGGCUCCUACACGUCAUAGAAGGCCUGCUCGACCUUGCUGUCGCCGCCGCGAGGUUUGCCAUGUCCGCCCUGGCAGCUGCUAUGCUUAUGCUCUUUGCCCGCGGAACUUAUUCCGAAGACAUGACUUCGCCUCGGCAACCGCGUCCACAUCUCAACAUG
Alternaria rosae is the source of this 3137-nucleotide messenger RNA. RefSeq names its product Alpha/Beta hydrolase protein. Bases 156 to 2843 code for a protein of 895 amino acids. The record is from RefSeq and is a predicted model, not a curated record. Lineage: Eukaryota; Fungi; Ascomycota; Dothideomycetes; Pleosporales; Pleosporaceae. The transcript has 7 exons.